AUGCAGGAUGUGUUCCGUGAUCAGUUCUAUAGGACAGAACCAGAAGUCUCUAUGUCCGACCUAUCUAGGAUCCAUCAGUUGCCAAAUGAGGAUGUUGAGACAUUUUUGGCUAGGUUUAAGAAGGCACGAAAUAGGUGCCAACUUACUUUGCCUGAAGAAGAAUUUGUCAACUUGGCCCUUAGCGGUUUAGACUUUGAAUUACGAAAGAAGUUCGAGGUAUAUGAUGACCUAGAGGUCGAUGCUGUUGAAAUUGUUUCAAAAAAACCAUAUGUAUGUAAAGCUUUAGCUAAGCCCUUAGAGACUGUUAGCGGUGUUCAACCCUCAUCAUCUUCAGCCAAAAGGAAUAUCUUUAAGGCUGGCAAACAAUAUGUUUUCGAUAUAAGUAAAGCAGAGCAAAUCUUUGACCACCUGUUGUCUAAUAAAAUUAUCAAAGUCACUGGGGUACAUAAAAUACCUUCAGCUGAUGAAAUCAAGGGUCGAGAGUAUUGCAAAUAUCAUAACUCCUGGAAUCAUGCAACUAAUAAUUGUGUUGUCUUUCGUAAUGUGAUUCAGGCACAGAUCGAGAAGGGGGCAUGGAAGUUCCCGGAGAAGAAGAAAGAGGUGAUGAGCGUUGACAGUGAUCCAUUCCCAGCCUUGGUCAGCAGUAACAUGGUCGAAAUCUGA
This is a messenger RNA of Cornus florida, 663 nucleotides long. RefSeq lists its product as uncharacterized. Lineage: Eukaryota; Viridiplantae; Streptophyta; Magnoliopsida; Cornales; Cornaceae. The record is from RefSeq and is a predicted model, not a curated record. The transcript has 2 exons. The coding region runs from base 1 to 663 and encodes 220 amino acids.